Cajanus cajan (pigeon pea) is the source of this 1722-nucleotide messenger RNA. RefSeq names its product Ypt/Rab-GAP domain of gyp1p superfamily protein. The record is from RefSeq and is a predicted model, not a curated record. NCBI's taxonomy places the organism in Eukaryota, Viridiplantae, Streptophyta, Magnoliopsida, Fabales, Fabaceae. Gene Ontology annotation, biological process: activation of GTPase activity; intracellular protein transport. Gene Ontology annotation, molecular function: GTPase activator activity.
AAUAAAGUAAUGAACUGAGAAUAAUGGAGAGUGGCUAGUUCAUCUAUGUGAUCAAUCUCACACUGCCAUGUUGUUGAUGUUACCAAUGCAAUGCAUUGCCUUCUUCAUCUCUCCCAUCGCAAUUGAGAAACCCUAACCCUAAUCCCCAACCAAAAUGAUGCAGAAGAAGGUUCCCGAUUGGCUCAACAGUUCUCUCUGGUCCUCGUCGCCGUCGUCCCCUCCCUCCUCCGCCGUCGCCAGCCCGUUCGAACCGCCACCGCGUCCUCCCUCCCCCGCCGACGUGAGCCCGCCCGAACCGCCGCCGCGUCCUCCGUCGCCUCCGGCUGUCCACGAUCCUCCGCCGACGCAGAUAAUCGAAGAUUCGCCCAGGGAAGAUCUCGGCGGCGACGCCUUUCCUUCCGCCCACGACGUGUCUCGUCAGGCGCAAUUGCUGGCCGAGUUGUCGAGGAAGUUGGUGGAUAUCAGCGAGUUGCGGAGCCUUGCGUGUCAAGGUAUUCCUGAUGCUGCUGGGUUGCGCUCUACUGUGUGGAAGCUUUUGCUUGGAUAUCUUCCGCCAGAUCGAGGGCUUUGGUCAUCUGAGUUAGCAAAGAAGAGGUCUCAGUAUAAACAAUUCAAGGAGGAUAUUCUCAUGAAUCCUUCAGAAAUCACAAGGAGGAUGUACAACUCUACAAAUUGUGAUACUGACGAUGCCAAAUAUGAGAGGGCAUUGCUCUCUAGAUCAGAAAUCACUCAUGGGGAGCAUCCUUUGAGUCUUGGGAAGACCAGCGUGUGGAAUCUGUUCUUCCAGGAUACAGAGAUCAUAGAUCAAAUUGAUCGAGAUGUUAAGCGCACUCAUCCUGAUAUGCACUUUUUCUCUGGCGAUUCCCAAUUUGCAAGGUCUAAUCAGGAGGCCUUAAAGAAUGUAUUAAUUAUUUUUGCAAAGUUAAACCCGGGUGUAAGAUAUGUGCAAGGAAUGAAUGAGAUAUUGGCUCCUCUAUACUACGUGUUCAAAAAUGACCCUGAUGAGGAAAAUGCAGCCUUCGCAGAACCAGACGCAUUCUUUUGUUUUGUUGAGCUAUUGAGUGGGUUCCGAGACAACUUUGUUCAACAACUCGAUAAUAGUGUUGUGGGAAUCCGUUCAACCAUUACAAGAUUGUCCCAGCUUUUGAGAGAACAUGAUGAAGAGCUGUGGCGUCAUCUUGAGGUUACUUCUAAAGUCAAUCCUCAAUUCUAUGCAUUUAGGUGGAUUACUCUCUUACUGACUCAGGAAUUCAAUUUUGCUGACAUCCUUCACAUUUGGGACACACUUUUAAGUGAUCCAGAUGGUCCACAGGAGACUCUUCUCCGGGUAUGCUGUGCAAUGCUUGUUCUCAUUCGUAAGCGCCUCCUUGCGGGUGAUUUCACUUCUAAUCUCAAGUUGCUGCAAAGUUAUCCCACCACAAACAUUAGUCAUUUGCUAUAUGUUGCCAACAAGUUUCGUGUACAGUCAGCCUAAUGGUUCUGGUUCUCGCCCCUGGUCUUUUGCAUUUUGUCCCUGUAUCUCUAAUUUGUGUUUUAAAUUCAAUGCUUGUAAUUGUAAAUGACUCUUUUAAGUGUGAGAGGCUCAGAGCAGUGACUGUUUAUUUUUUGUAAGGUCGGGGGUGGGGAGGAUGUUUUCCAAAAUGUGAGCUCGGUGAAACGCUUACAGUAGCAGGAACUGUUUAUUUAUUUAUUUAUAUUUAAUAUGCUAGUAUUUUUUUUUAA